AUGAGGAGAGAUCGUAAUCAUGGCUGGCUAGAGAGAGUGGGGAGGAAUGGAUUGGACAGGGGGCUGGGUAACAGUACAGAGGUGGGUGCUUGGGGAAGUGGGGGAGAUGGCUGCCGUAAAGGAAGAGGGAGGAGAGGGGGCAGCCCCUCCCAAUUCGAGAACAACAGCCCCUCCCCUUUGUUACUGUUCAUCCGAACAGUUUUUGGGCCACCAUCUCCUCCUUCGGCCACCCCAAGCGACAGCAUGGGUAUCAAAAGAACCAGCACAUUGUCCUCUACUAGCCUCACAUCUCAGCCGCUGCCAACUGCCGUCUGGAUCGCUGGAACAAGCAAGAAAUUGGCCGGUUUUUACCCAAAAUCUUCAUCGCUCGUUCGGGUGAUUCCGAGCACCAUUUGCUUCGAUCCAGCUCACCACAUGAUGCGAUUACCACCUGUGGUGGAAAACGUCUCAAAGUACCCCCCAAUGUGCAAAAAACUGUCUCACGUUACCCUUUCCGUCAGUUUUUUUGAAGUUCCGUUAUUAACGUUACUGUUCAUCUCCCCCAAAAUUCCAGAACAGCAGCUCCUCCCAUUUGUUACUGUUCAUCGCACCAGUUUUUGGGCUGCCAUCGCCUCCUCCGGCCACCCCAAGCGACGACAUGGAUAUCAAAAGAACCAGCACGUUGUCCUCUACCACCCUCACAUCUCAGCCGCUGCCAACCGUCGUCUGGAUCACCGAAAAAAGCAAGAAAUUGGCCGGUUUUUACCCAAAAUCUCCAUUGCUCGUUCGGGCGAUUCCGAGCACCAUUUUCUUCGAUCCAGGUAUGAUUUUUCAACCUCUCGAGUUGUUCUUGCUGCUAGUUGUGUUGGUUAG
Molecule: messenger RNA, 852 nt
Organism: Prunus armeniaca (apricot)
Lineage: Eukaryota; Viridiplantae; Streptophyta; Magnoliopsida; Rosales; Rosaceae
Source: the annotation of a GenBank genome assembly